Molecule: messenger RNA, 1960 nt
Organism: Acaromyces ingoldii
Lineage: Eukaryota; Fungi; Basidiomycota; Exobasidiomycetes; Exobasidiales; Cryptobasidiaceae
Product: lipase A
Exons: 1
Coding region: 356-1756 (466 amino acids)
Biological process (GO): lipid catabolic process
Molecular function (GO): triacylglycerol lipase activity
Source: RefSeq, a predicted model, not a curated record
CGUAAAGUGUUCCAUAGCGCCAAUGUGUGCCCCAGAGUUUCCUUUUCUUCCGCUGGCGCUGCAGCUCUUGCAGCCCAGAGAUCUACCGAUUGAUCGACCGUGCCAUAAUGGACUUCCCCGCUCUCAGCACAAUGCGAGUAGCGGGCUGUUGAAACAGAUGCCGUGCAUGGCCCAAGGCUUGGUCUCACCUCACUCUCUCACCGUGAGGGGUUUCCUGACAGCCUAGUGGUGCAAGCAACGCCUAUAAAACACCGCUGCCGACGUCUCGCCCCCCUCUCACAAUCGUUUCGUUGCUCCCCAAAUCCCCCUUCGAUCUUCACAGUCCUUCCACAUUCUUUUUUUCUCCCUCCCAACAAUGCGCUUCCUUGUGCAGCUCCUCGCCGUGCCCUUUGUGGUGCAGGCCGCGGUCGCCGCCUCGACUAACGGCAUGGCCCGCAAGCGUCUCUUGGGCCCUCCCCCGAACCCCAACUACCCCGACCCUAACAAGGACGCCUUCUACCGUAUCCCCGCCGACGUCGCCGCUCACCCGGCGGGCUCGGUGCUCAGCAGCAGGGAGGUGCCCGUGAGCCUCAACUCGAAGAACCUCGACAAGGCCUACCAGGUUCUCUACCGCUCCAACACCAACAAGGACCAGGCCGAUGCUACCGUGGCGACCAUCUUCACGCCCAAGGUGCCUGCUGCCAAGCCGGGCCUCCUCUCGUACCAGGUCUUUGAGGACUCUGCCACGCUUGACUGUGCACCCAGCUGGGCCUUCAUUAACAACACUGGCUCGGCCAACACGGUGCCCGUCGCCUUCGACACGCCCUUCUACCUCGACUGGGCCCUCGGUGCCGGUCUCUACGUCGUCGCCCCCGACCACGAGGGAUCGCAGGCGGCCUUCAUCGUCGGCAAGCAGGAGGGCCAAGCCGUGCUCGACGGCAUCCGUGCGGCCCGCACCUUCAUCAAGCUCUCCAACGACGUCCCCGUCGCCCUCUCGGGCUACAGUGGUGGUGCCCACGCCACCGCCUGGGCCCAGAACCUGCGUGACAGCUACGCACCCGACGUCAACAUCAUCGGCGCCGUCCACGGUGGCACGCCCGUCGACCUCCGCAACACGUUCAACUACCUCAACGGCGGCCUGUUCUCUGGCUUCGCCGCCGAUGGCCUCGUCGGCGCCUCCAACGCCUACCCGGAGAUCAACGACUACCUGCAGAAGAUUGCGACGGACAAGGGCAAGUCGGACCUCGCCAUGCUCCACAAGGACAACACGUGCCUGAUUCAGAUCGUCACCGCGCUUCCCUUCGUCGACUUUUACAAGGAGGUGACGAUCCAGAACCCUCUGGACCAGUCGCCCGCCAAGGAGGUCCUCGCCGCCGAGUCGCUGCUGAGCAACGUCAGCACCAAGGCCAUCGCCGUGCCAACGUACCCACAGAUGCAGUUCCACGGCUCUGGCGACGAGAUUAUCCCUCCCUCGGACCACCAGGUGUUUGUUGACCAGCAGUGCGCCAAGGGUGCCAACAUCCAGUACAACGUUCUGCCCAUCGCCGAGCACAUCAGUGCCGAGGCUGCCGCCAUCCCCGGCACGAUCCAGUUCCUCGGCCAGAUCUUCAACGGCACCACGCCGCAGGUCAAGUGCGGCCAGCCCGGCUCGACUGCAUCGAUGCCCAGCCCGCACAGUGUCGAGGCCGAGCAGAUCAUGGGCACGGCGCAGGCCAACAAGCUGCGCAGCCUCAACGGCAAGAAGUCGCCCUUCGGCCCUCGCAUCAUCAGCUUCUGAGCGAUUCUCGACCUUCCCCUGCUCCCCCCUGCUAAAAGAAUCACCUUCCUUCCUCCUGCCAUAUCCCUCGUGAUCACAUCAGUGCAAGCUGUCGCCUAAUAUAUCUCCUUUGUUGCUGAUGGUCUUUGCCUAGGUUAAAAAAAUGCAAUCCUGUGCCAAGCAGCCCAAAUGUCACCGUAAACCUUGGUUUUCAGCAGGAGGCUG